Messenger RNA from Didymella exigua CBS 183.55, 1659 nucleotides. RefSeq lists its product as uncharacterized. The record is from RefSeq and is a predicted model, not a curated record. The transcript has 4 exons. NCBI's taxonomy places the organism in Eukaryota, Fungi, Ascomycota, Dothideomycetes, Pleosporales, Didymellaceae. Gene Ontology annotation, cellular component: Rpd3L-Expanded complex; Rpd3L complex. Gene Ontology annotation, biological process: negative regulation of rDNA heterochromatin formation; negative regulation of silent mating-type cassette heterochromatin formation. Bases 1 to 1659 code for a protein of 552 amino acids.
AUGUCCCCGCGCCGCUCGUCGAGGGCUCGUACUACACAGCCUCUAUCCAACGCCCAGACAGCACAUAGCGUUUCCUCCUCCUCCGUCUCAUCAGCACGCACAGAUCGUGCAACACGAAUCGACCGCAAGCAGACACCACCGCACAAGUCAUCAACCCCACACUCGCUCUCCUCCGAGGAGCCAGAAGAUCUCGCGCACAUGGACCGACCCUUGACACGGCGUCGAACGCGCGAACAGGACGUCGACGAUGACGAACUCACCAACCUCGACGGUGAUCUCGACGACGAGAUGGUCGAGGAAGACGAGGUGACGCGUUGCGUGUGUGGCUACCAGGAAUACCCGGGCCCGCCCUCAGAUGCGGCAAAGUCGUUGGAAGGCGAUGACCUUAGCGGCCUGUUCAUUCAAUGCGAUAUCUGCAAAGUCUGGCAACACGGCGGUUGCGUCGGCAUCAUGGACGAAGCCGCCAGUCCUGACGAGUACUUUUGCGAGGAGUGCCGCAAGGACCUGCACAAGGUAUCCAUGAGUCCCAAAGGUCAAAAGUACUCUCGUUACCUCCCCGUGUACGACCAGCAGCACGGCAAGAAAGCCCGCAAGUCGUCCGUCUCCAAGGAGGCACUGUCACCGUCAAGUCGACACAACGAUCGCAACGCGAGAGCUAGUGUCGAUUCGCUUGGCAAACGCCGAUCUACAAUGAACAGCAGGGCCGCUUACGACGAAGACGAAGUUCUGCGCAAGGUGCUGGAGGAGAGCAAGCAUGAAGGCGGUGCGCCGGCCUCAGAGAACGGCAAUCGCAAGAAGCGAAGUCGCGAUGAUAGUGAAGAGACCAAACCAGAGGUCAAACGACAGCGUACAAGCUCACGAUCCCCAAGCAAUUCACCCGUUAUCGAGUCAGAGGACGACAGUACAAAAGCUUCAGCACCGAAGCAGAAACCACGCGGUGCAGCUGCAAGAAGUCAACGAGAAAAAGAACAGCGCGAGAAAGAGCGCGAGCAGGAACGCACCGACGCAGCCAACAGACGAAAAGGGCGCGCUGAACGUAGAAAGGCAGACGCAGAGUCCGAGGCCCCAGAAGUCACCCCGACCCCCACUGAGGAACCAGUUGCAUCUCCACCUGUCUCUGCAUCCGCGCCACCUGAGGUACUAAUGGAGGCUUUAAAGCCCACACUCUUUCCACGACGAGGCGGCCGGCCACCACAAAAGUCGCGGGGUCGUCUCGGCCGCAACCAGUACUCGCGAGACGCACUGUUAGCGGCGAACGGCGCGUCUCCUGCAGACGAGCUUGGGAACUCUCCACAACCGAAUGGUACAAAUGGCAACAGCAACGGGCACGAGAGUAGCGAUGGAGCUACUGGCCUCAAUAAGACUGCCAAGUCAAAGAACUCGCGUCUGCACAAGCUGUCGUGGAAUGACAUCAUGCGACCAGCGGGUGCUAUGCAAAGUUACAUAGCUCAGCGCCAGGUGGAGAUGGCUGGUGAGAAGACGAGUCCAGCACCUGCUGUCCAGCCACCAACGAACGGGAAGCAACACCAGGCAGAAACGAAGACAGAAGACGCUGAGCUGUCUUCAUUCAAGGACCUCAGCACAACGCAGAUGAUGGAUCAUCUCAGUCGCGACUUGGUACACUGGCAGAAGAUGAUCACCGAACAGAAGGAGAAGUAG